Aspergillus wentii DTO 134E9 is the source of this 1791-nucleotide messenger RNA. RefSeq names its product cytochrome P450. Gene Ontology annotation, molecular function: monooxygenase activity; heme binding; oxidoreductase activity, acting on paired donors, with incorporation or reduction of molecular oxygen. The transcript has 5 exons. The coding region runs from base 151 to 1731 and encodes 526 amino acids. The record is from RefSeq and is a predicted model, not a curated record. Lineage: Eukaryota; Fungi; Ascomycota; Eurotiomycetes; Eurotiales; Aspergillaceae.
CGGAGCGCCGGCAUUCUAUGAGCCGAGAUGGAACCCCCAGGUUAGAUGUUGACGACUGUUGUGUGGGUCACUGCGCAGACUUAUAUACGUCCAUCUCCCAUAGCAAUAUUUCAUUAAUCCAGCCCACUUAUUCCCGACACUGCAUUCACCAUGUUGGUCGACUUGAUUCUAAACGUCCUAGGAUCUUCCUACUUCCAGGGCUUUCUUGUCUUUGUGCUUAUCGGACUGGUAUAUCAGUCAACAUCUGGUCCGAAGCUCUACCAUGGAGUCCCUACAGUAGGCAUCGAUACAGGGAAAGGUAUCGCCGGGCUUGAGAAAGCCCGACAGGACUGGUACGUGCAUGGGAAGGAAAUUCUGGAUCGGGGGAUGAAGCAGUGUGUGGGAUGCUUCCAAGUCUUCACGGACGUCGGACCGAAGAUUGUGCUACCGAAUCGCUAUGCCGAUGAGAUUCGGAAUCAUCCUGAUCUGCACUUCGGGAAGGCUAUCCAAGAGGUACGGAGUCUGAUAUUCUGUCUGCAUAUGUGGCUGACUGGACAGGAAUUCUUUGGCUCGUAUCCCGGCUUCUCCCCCUUUGCCCAUAAUACUACUUCUCAAGUCGUUGUGGACACUGUCCGGGGCAGACUCACGCAGUCGCUUGGUUUGAUCACCGAGGAGUUGGCAGACGAAACAUCCAAGACAGUAGAUGAGCUCUUCGGCCAGCCAGAGACAUGGACGGAAAUCACAUACAAGCCAAUUCUACUGAAGCUGAUUGCCCGCGUGUCAACAAGAGUAUUCAUCGGCCCAGAACUCUGCGAAAACGAAGACUGGCUCCGCAUCAGCAAAGAAUACGCCGUCGAGUCAUUCAUCGCCGUGCGCGCCCUGCGCAAAUGGCAUUUCUCCCUCCGCCCUAUCGUGCACUGGUUCCUGCCUGAAUGUCGCAAGCUGCGCGCCACACUCGCCGAGGCACGACGCAUCAUCAUGCCUGUCAUUGAGAAGCGCCGCGAGAGCAACCGUCAGGCGCGCGAGGCGGGCCAGCCCCCAUCCAAAACGGCUGACACGAUCGGAUGGAUGGAUGAAGCGGCCAAAGGAAAACCGUACGACGUCGCGGAUGCCCAGAUCGGCCUUUCUCUUGCGGCGAUACAUACCACGACUGAAAUGGUGAGCGGGCUUAUUAGCGACCUUUGUGCGAAUCCAGAGUAUUUCGAGCCGAUGCGUGCGGAGAUCGCCUCAGUUCUGGCGGAUAAGGGCUGGUCAAAGAAAGCGCUGCACGAUCUGAAGCUUAUGGAUAGUGCGAUGAAGGAAUCUCAGCGCCAUCAUCGUGGUGAUGUUGCAUCAAUGCACCGCAUGGCCGAAAAACCCAUCACCCUCUCAGACGGCACCCAAAUCCCCCAAAACGCCUUCACAAUGGUCGGCAUCGACAAGAUGUACAGCACAUCGCAAUUCAAAAACCCACACGACUUCGACGGCAGCCGAUUCCUCAACAUGCGCCAGCAGGCUGGGCAGGAGAACCGGUGGCAGUUCGUGACAACCUCCCCGGAACACCUUUCCUUUGGACACGGCAAGCAUGCGUGUCCUGGGCGCUUCUUCGCCGGGAAUGAGAUCAAGGUUGUACUGGCUCACCUGCUGAUGAAGUAUGAUUGGAAGUUCACGAGUGAGGGUCGCAAGCAGGAUGUCAAAUUUGGGCAGCAGUCGGAUACGGAUCCAUCGGCCAAGGCGUUGAUUAAGAAGAGGGAGUUGGAUGUUGUACUUUAGGGAUAGUAGCUUUGCUUGGUUGAGUUAGUUCAUGAGUAUAACGAUCGAAAUAGUCUUCAA